Dovyalis caffra is the source of this 160-nucleotide messenger RNA. The record is from the annotation of a GenBank genome assembly. Lineage: Eukaryota; Viridiplantae; Streptophyta; Magnoliopsida; Malpighiales; Salicaceae.
UGUCAGAUGGAUAAGCACCACAUCACCACCCAUCCCGCAGGCCACAGUGGGUUCAGAGGGCGGCCAUGUAGUCAUCAUCUACAAUGGCUGGGCUAUAACUUUUUCAGCAUGGGUGGGUCCAUUAAGCAUGGAAGUGCCUACAAGUGUGCAAAUGAAGUAA